Oryza brachyantha (malo sina) is the source of this 1438-nucleotide messenger RNA. RefSeq names its product 1-aminocyclopropane-1-carboxylate oxidase homolog 4-like. The transcript is spliced from 2 exons. The record is from RefSeq and is a predicted model, not a curated record. NCBI's taxonomy places the organism in Eukaryota, Viridiplantae, Streptophyta, Magnoliopsida, Poales, Poaceae. The coding region runs from base 1 to 1119 and encodes 372 amino acids.
AUGGCGGCGUCGCUGGCCGAGUUCCACGCGUCCGGCGCCGGCGUCCGCGGCCUCGUCGAGUCCGGCGUCACCGCUGUGCCGCCACUCUUCCUCGCGCCAGGCACCACGCCGGCGGCGACGACGGCCGCGGCCUUCGCAAUCCCAAGCGUUGACCUCUCCCUCCCGCGCUCGGUCACGGUCCCGCUCGUCCGCGAAGCCGCCAGGUCGUGCGGCCUCCUCCGCGUCACCAACCACGGCGUCACUGCCGCCACCGUCGCCUCCGCCGUCGCCGCCGUGCGCGCGUUCCACGAGCAGCCCGUCGCGUCCCGCUCGGCGUGCUACUCGCUGGCCCCCGCGGGGGGCGUCGCCUACUCCACCAUCCCCAUCCAGCAGGCGUCGCUGCAAGAAUCCGGCGACCAACACCGCCACGCCGCCGCGGCGUCUCCUCUGCUGCCCUGGCGCGACUCGCUGGUGGUACGCUUCGGCCCGGGGCCGGCGCCGGACCUCGCCCGCCUCCCGGCGGCCUGCCGGGACGCGCUGCCGGAGUACCAGCGGUCGCUGACGGCGUUCGGGAAGGAGAUGGCCGGGCUGCUGUCGGAGGCGCUCGGCGUCGGCGCGGAGCGGCUGGAGCGGGCGAUGCAGGUGGAGGGGUGGCUCAUGGCGUGCCAUUACUACCCGCCGUGCCCGGAGCCGGAGCGGGUGGUCGGCACCCUGGAGCACACCGACCCCAGCCUCUUCACGGUCCUGGCGCAGGACGCCGUCGGCGGGCUGCAGGUCUGGCAUGAAGAAGGCGGCGGCGGAGGGUGGGUUGACGUGGCGCCGGUUGCCGGAACCCUUCUGGUCAACGUCGGGGACAUGCUCAAGGUGGUUUCAAACGACGAGUACAAGAGCGUGGAGCACAGAGUGGUGAUCAAGUCCAGCAAAGACGCCAGGGUCUCCAUCGCCGUCUUCUUCAACCCGGCCAAGCGCGACGCCUCCGACGUGUUUGGGCCCCUCCCGGAGCUCCUCGCCGCGGGGAGGCCGGCACGGUACCGGUGCUUCUCCGUGCCGGAGUUCAUCCGCUCCCGCCGGGAAUCCGGCCAUGGAAGAUCGUCGCUCGAUUUGUUCAAGAUCGCUGCAGAUCAACGGCAAAUGGAAUGAGCUAGCAGGUGGCAGGCAAAGUGCAAACACUCAUGGGACGACGACGACAAGUUUUUUCUUGAUGCCCGGUUAAUUUUCCUCGCGAAAGUUUGGAUUUGUUGCCGGUUUGGAUGUGUUUUUUGGUUUCGACGCACGCUGAGUGGAGAUAGGUUUUAUGGAUUUGGAUGUGCAGCAGGUUGUAUAUUAAUUGGGUUUUAGCUUGAUAUAUAGGCCUCCUACGUAUGUAUGUGUGAGCUCAUGGACUGGACAAAGGUUUGCACCACUUGUGUUUUGGUUGGAGAAUCCUAUCGAGUAUAAGAAAUAAGGGUUGGUGAUUAAC